CCGUCUUACACUGAGCAAUUUCUUGCACAAGAUAUAUUGCACAAUUUAAAUUGCAUAGUAUCAUACAGGAAAUUGCAUGCAAAAUUACAUUGCAACAAAUUAUUGCAUCAAAAAUAGAACCGGUGCUAUUUUUUAUGCCAGUUUCAAUGCAAUUUUAAAAUGCGCGUGCGCCGCUCGUUGAACAUGUGUUUUCAGAUCAGCUGUUUAGUGUUUUUCGAGGUGUUUUGUUUGACAAAAUCUGUCUUGUCUUGUUAAUUCCUUCAUUUAGUUAUUUGUGUUGCCAGUUUUGCGUUAAAAUGUCGUGGACACAUGAACAGAUUUCUUGUCUUAUUGACUUAUACAAAAUGCAUCCGUGUUUGUAUGUGGUAAAGGACAAAAACUACCACAACAAGCAUGUCCGAAAUGCUGCUCUGCUAACCAUACUUAAUAACAUUAAACCGAUAAGACCAGUUACCUCAGAAGCUGAUGUCCAAAAAAAAUUUCAUGGAUUAAGGACAACGUACGCAAAUGAGAGAAGGAAACAUUUAGCGAGUAUACACAGUGGAAUGGCCGAAAAUGAGGUUUACCAUCCGUCGCUGUGGUAUUAUGAAAAAAUGGAUUUCCUGGACGACCACCUUGUAGUCAGGAAAUCUAAUUCAAACUUUUUAUUGCCCGAGGAGGGCAAUGAAACAUCACAAACACAGGAGGAAGAUUUACUGGAUUCAUCAAUUAAUGAAACUAUUGUGGAACAGUAUGAAGUAGAUGACCAAGGAGUAUUGGUACCUUUAUCACCAGAAAUUUCCUCAGAUUUAAUACCAGAUCAUCAGAGGUCAGGAUGCAGUGGGUUAAAAAGAAAAGGCAUUUCAGUUGACACCAGACCUAGCACCAGACCAUCAUCAGCGGGAAGUGGCUCAUCUUGUCAUCAGAAUGAUUUGGAACUUGGACUUGGUGGAUUAAAAAAAAGAAGUCUUUCAGUUGAUAACAGGUCUUCAUCUGCAACAGGUGCAAAAGGAAAAAGUAAAAAGGCAGAAGACCCAGACCUAAAAGUGUUAGAAGCUGUGUCUUCAAGCCUUGAGGGAAUUACUGAUGCGCUUAAGCCAGGUCUCAAAAGCAGUGAAGAUAUAUUUGGGGAGUUUGUAGCUUCACAACUAAAAAAAAUAAGAAAUGAAAACAAAAGAUUGACAGUGCAAUAUAAUAUUCAUACUGUUUUGCACGAGGCAUUAUUGAGUUAAUAUUUUACAAGAUAUUUUAUGUUAUGUACCUAUAUUACAAUUAUCCUUAUUACACCGAUACAGUUUUAUUUUGACGUUAUUACAUAAUCAUCACUGUAGAGCACAUGUGAACA
Messenger RNA from Photinus pyralis (common eastern firefly), 1324 nucleotides. RefSeq lists its product as uncharacterized. Bases 297 to 1211 code for a protein of 304 amino acids. The transcript is spliced from 3 exons. NCBI's taxonomy places the organism in Eukaryota, Metazoa, Arthropoda, Insecta, Coleoptera, Lampyridae. The record is from RefSeq and is a predicted model, not a curated record.